Anopheles bellator is the source of this 2272-nucleotide messenger RNA. RefSeq names its product forkhead box protein P4 (gene FoxP). NCBI's taxonomy places the organism in Eukaryota, Metazoa, Arthropoda, Insecta, Diptera, Culicidae. Bases 121 to 1740 code for a protein of 539 amino acids. The record is from RefSeq and is a predicted model, not a curated record. Gene Ontology annotation, biological process: regulation of transcription by RNA polymerase II. Gene Ontology annotation, cellular component: nucleus. Gene Ontology annotation, molecular function: DNA-binding transcription factor activity, RNA polymerase II-specific; RNA polymerase II cis-regulatory region sequence-specific DNA binding. The transcript is spliced from 5 exons.
UGUUACGAUUGCGGAAGAGUUGUGCAACCAUAUACCAGUGUCCAGUGUCCUUUGUUUGAUUCCCCCAUCUUCCCGUGCCCCGUCUUCCCGUAUCGAGCCCGUGCCCCGCCUGAUGGGGCCAUGCUUGCUGCCGCGUUACCUCCGUUUACGUUGCUCUAUCAUGGUGUCCCCAUUCCUGUGUCUCCUGCAUCUCCUCCAGAUGAGCUCGGCAAUGGGUUGGGCGCAACGCGGACCAGCGCGACCAGCCCCACGGUGCACCCCCUGUUCGGUGGAGGCGCGUGCCGCUGGCCCGGCUGCGAGCGGGUGUUCGACGAGUUCGCCGACUUCUACAGCCAUCUGCACUCGGACCACAUCAACGGUGACUACUCGGCCGCCCAGGCACGCAUCCAGAUGGAGGUGGUCUGCCAGCUGCACCUGCAGCUGCAGAAGGAGCGCGACCGGCUGCAGGCGAUGAUCCUGCACCUGAACAAGAAGAACGAGCUGAUGCGUGCCCCGGCCGCCCUGUUCGGCAGCCAGUUCCUGUCCCAGCUGGCUCCGGUGCCGCCGCCACCGCCGCCGCCAACACACCACGCAGCACCGCCACCACCGGUGCAGCCACCACAGCCCUCGUCCACGUCGCUGUCGACUGUCGCGGCCUCGCAACCCACGCUGGCCACGGUACCAUCCGCCAGUCCGUUCGAGCUCAUCGCCGGACUACGCUUCCCGGCGGAUGUGACGGCCACGGCCGACCUGGCCGCGCCCGGUGCUAGCCUGGUGCAGGGAUCGGCCUUCGGUAGCAAGUUUGCGCACCAUCACCACCAGCACCACCAGCACCACCAGCAUCCACCGACUGCUGGAACGGGUGCUUCAGUGGUGGCGGCGUCCCUAGUCGGGCAGCACACAGUCACCGAGCAUUCACCGAGUGGCGCCGUCGGUUCACUCGGAGGUCCUGGCGGUACCACCGGACCGUCCCCAGUAUGUACCGGCGGCGGUGGCGGUGGGUCGUCCGGCUCCGGGAAAGGCUCGAAGGGUGGCGGCGUCCGACCGAAGUACUACUCACCUCCCGACAGCGAAGAGCUCAACUAUCCGGACGUGCAAGAUGAUGUCCACAAAAACCGCGAAUUCUACCGCAGCCACGAUGUGCGCCCACCAUUCACCUACGCAUCGCUGAUCCGGCAGUCCAUAAUCGAGUCGCCCGAGAAGCAGCUGACGCUCAACGAGAUCUACAACUGGUUCCAGAACACGUUCUGUUACUUCCGGCGCAAUGCGGCCACCUGGAAGAACGCGAUCCGGACGAACCUGUCGCUGCACAAGUGCUUCGUGCGGUACGAGGACGACUUCGGCUCGUUCUGGAUGGUGGACGACCACGAGUUUCUGAAGCGCCGCCACCUGUCGCGUGGCCGCCCCCGGAAGUACGACAUCUCGAUGCCACCGCUGAGCGAUGGUGGCGCGGGUCCGGCGUCCACCGUCGCCGCAGCACCGUCACCACGGUCGUCCGAGUCGCGGCCGGGCGUGUCGGAGCCCCCGGUGUCGAGCGCUCCGCAUCUACCACCGCCCCCGCUGGCCAUGGUCCGGGACGACGAGGCAGAGUCGCUGAAGUACGGCGGCGAUGAGUACACCCGCAUGAGGCGCGCGCCCUCUACCGGGGAAGCCGGCGGUGACGACGGUGGCGAUCUGGACCUGGGGGGCGGAUGCAUCCGGCCGGGCGGUGUACGGUUGUUGAAGAAGGCGGCCUCCGACGGCUACAGCAUCCGACGGUAACGGUCUGACACUGCGACAGUCUGACAGUACGGGACUGACAGCCAAGCUCCAAGACAUAGUUCCACCACAGUUCCUUCUAAACCUUCUCCACCUUCUUCUCCACAGUCUCCACAGUUUUAUCGCAUCCUCGUGCAGCACUUCGAGCCGUUCGGGCGAGAACCGAUUGUUCCGCUACUUGAUAGAAGCCGGACGAAACGCGGCGUAUCGGUGGCGUUGCUCAAUGGUUUUACUUCGCCACACUCGCUCUUGCUCUGUCUAAUCCCUCUACCGUAGGUUAGGUUUCUUUUCGAUCUCUAGCAGCUACCUGAUCUAGCGAUUCCCGACGCGGACCAGACAAUGGGCUACUGGAUCUCAUUUCUUGCCGCCUUCCCGGUGACCACCGGUUCGGACCGCUCGGUGACUGUGACUGCCGAAGGGGAUUAGUAGGUCACGGUGCGUCAAGUGUUCGCGCAGCACUUGUACUGAGUUAAUUUUUUUCGAAGAAAAAAAAACGAUAACAAGCCAUGGGAGUCACCGUCGGUUUCUCAAGUAG